Messenger RNA from Gamsiella multidivaricata, 1046 nucleotides. Its product is annotated as ribosome biogenesis regulatory protein-domain-containing protein. The coding region runs from base 83 to 973 and encodes 296 amino acids. Gene Ontology annotation, biological process: ribosomal large subunit biogenesis; ribosomal large subunit export from nucleus; ribosome biogenesis. The transcript has 3 exons. The record is from RefSeq and is a predicted model, not a curated record. Gene Ontology annotation, cellular component: nucleus; preribosome, large subunit precursor; nucleolus. Gene Ontology annotation, molecular function: protein binding. Lineage: Eukaryota; Fungi; Mortierellomycota; Mortierellomycetes; Mortierellales; Mortierellaceae.
CUCAAAGUGUUAGAGCACACACAUUGUCUUUUCCAUCUCCAUCUCCCUCCCCACCUUCCAUCUCACCAAAUAUACUUGUACAAUGGAUGUCUCAGGAGUUCUCGAAGCCCACAAGCAAAAGUUUAAGUCGGUGUCGGUAGAGGGAAAGGUCAUUCCUGUUGAGUAUGAUCUCGGUCUCCUUGCUGCAUACGACCAGAACCCCAUAGACGAGGCCGAACUCAAGAAAAACAAGGACGAAUACCUGCAGGCGCUUUCAAGAGACAAUGCCCAGCUUCUUUUCAACGAGAUCUUCCAGCUGCAGACGAUAUCCGACGACAAUGGUGUGAUGGCUAUGCUCCCUACCCCUACAACGCUGCUUCCUCGUGAGAAGCCAUUGCCCAAGCCCAAGCCCGAGACCCGCUGGGAGAAGUUUGCCAAGGCCAAGGGCAUUGUCAACCGCAAGAAGGAGAGAAUGGUCUAUGACGACGCUUCAGGAGAAUAUAAGCCCCGUUGGGGUUACAAGGGCGCCAACGACGAUGGAACAAAGGACUGGAUUAUUGAGGUCCCUACAAGCGCCAAUCCCAUGGAGGAUCAGUACGAGGCCAGGCGAGAGGCAAAGAAGGAUCGUAUCGAGAGAAACGAGAAGCGUCGUCAGCGCAAUACGGAGGAGGCUGCAGUGGCGACCAAGAUGGAUCAGAAGGCUGUCAACAAGGGCGAUCGGCCCAAUAUGGACAAUGCUCGUACUUUGAAGAGGAAGGAGAUCGAGAACCAGAUCUUGAUCAGCAAAAACUCGACCGCCAGUGCUGGAAAGUUCGACGAGGCCAUCAAGGGGGAUCUGAAGCCCAGAGGUAUCAAGCGUCAGUUCGCGCCUACAGUCACCGAUCUGUCAAAAGAAAAGGCCGGCAACAUGAACAUUCUGGACAGGGUUGUUGGAAAGAACGGAGAGGACCUUGUGAACGUUCGCAAAGCUAUCAAGGCGUCGAAACGCCAAUAGAUGCUGGAAGACAACAUUAUUUGCACGUUCAUCAUAUAAUAAAAUAUAUCAUUUUUGCAUUGACACAACAAAU